Messenger RNA from Fonsecaea multimorphosa CBS 102226, 2325 nucleotides. RefSeq lists its product as uncharacterized. The transcript has a single exon. Bases 1 to 2325 code for a protein of 774 amino acids. The record is from RefSeq and is a predicted model, not a curated record. NCBI's taxonomy places the organism in Eukaryota, Fungi, Ascomycota, Eurotiomycetes, Chaetothyriales, Herpotrichiellaceae.
AUGAGUACAAUCGAUACACCGCCCAAGGACUAUCCAUCCGAAAUCACGGGCUAUGCCGAGCCAUGGAUCGCCAGUCCCGGCGACGACGUCGCAAUCAAGGUAUCCUGCACGGAGCCAGAAUACUCGUACCGCACCGUGCGGGUAAUCCAGGGCGUUCAGGAAGAGCAUUCCCCCGUCAAGCAACUCGAGGAAAUCUCCCAGAUCCCCACCGGCGUGGCGCCAGGACGGUUCCAACUUGCCCGGUCGGGUUCCUAUGCGAUUGUGAAACGGCUGAGUCUGCCGUCUUCUCUGGAUGGGGUGGAGGUCUCCCUGUAUUUCCAAGCCUGGCUGCCACAGGCGGGCCACUCGCAAGCCAUCAUUUCGAACCUGAACGCCGAGACAAAGACCGGACUGGCCGUGUUGAUCAACGAGAGUGGCCUUGUUGAAGCAUGGAUCGGGACUGGGAGCGGAGUGGACACGGUCCAGACGGGAUUCAGCCCGGCACGACGACGGUGGAUCAAGUUGCAGGUCGUGCUCAAGGGCGCCGAAUGCUCAAUCACUCUCCAACCCGUGGUGUAUAUCGUGGAGAAGGCGCCGGCAGCGUCGUCGGUGCAAACCACGUUGGCGACUCCCGCCGUCUUCGUCGCCACCGCAUCGACGCCGUUUUCCGGCGAUCUCUUGCUCGCGGCGACCUACGCGGACAGCCCGACCGCCGCGUUUCCCCGGGCGACGCAUUUCUUCAACGGACGCAUUGACAGCCCGACAAUUUCUGUGCUCAAAGGAGCUGCCAAGAUAGUCGUCGCCAAAUACGACUUCUCGCGCAACAUCUCCGAGGACAGCAUUCUCGAUGUCUCGGGCAACAACUUCCACGGUGUCUUGGUCAAUGCGCCCACAAGGGCCGUCACGGGCCACGACUGGAACGGGGGCGAGUCGGACUGGACCAAGGCGAAAUACGGCUACGGCGCGAUCCAUUUCCACGAAGACGACCUCGACGACGCGCAGUGGGAGACGGACUUCACCAUCAAGAUCCCGCAGGACGCGAGGUCCGGCAUCUACUCUGUGGAAGUCAAGUCCACCAACGGCAAGACAUCGGACAUGAUCACCUUUAUUGUUCGGACUCCAAUGCCGCAAACGCCAGCAACGGUGACAGGUGCGAAGGUGGCACUGGUGCUCUCGACGUUCACGUACCUGGCGUACGCCAACGAGCAGAUUUCAGACCCGAACCGCUCGAGCUCGAUCGACGCCGGGCCGGGCUUCGACCACUCGUCCAUCAAACGCACCGAAGACUUCAACCGUCUGACGCGCCGCCGCGACGUGGGCCUGUCCAACUACGACGUGCACAACGACGACUCGGGCACCGUCUUCUCGUCCGCAAAACGGCCCAUCCUGAACCUGCGGCCGGGAUAUGUCAUGUGGGCGUUUGAACGGCCCCGCGAGCUCAGCGCCGACUCCAUGAUGAUUGGGUUCCUGGAGCGGCACAAGAUUCCCUAUGAUAUCGUGACGGACCACGACCUGCACUUCCACGGGGCUGCGGCGUUGGCGCCCUACAACACCGUCAUCACGGGCUCGCACCCGGAAUACCCGACGGUGGAAUCCUACAACGCGUACGAGAACUUUGCCCGCCAGGGCGGCAACAUCAUGUACCUCGGCGGCAACGGCUUCUACUGGGUCUCGGCCCUGGACACGGCUCGGCCGUGGCGUCUCGAAGUCCGCCGCGGCGACCAAGGUGUCCGCACAUACACCCUCCCCGGGCCGGAGAGGAUCAUGAGCCUGAACGGGACCCAGGGAGGGCUGUGGAAAAGUCGAGGCCGGUCCUCGCACGGCCUCUUUGGGAUAUCUUUCUGCGCCGAAGGCGUCGGUCCGGGAGUGCCCUUCAAACGCACCGAGAAGAGCCUCGCGCCCGAGUUCGCAUGGAUGUUCAAGGACAUGUCGCCCGAGGAGCUGCUCAUCGGCGAGCACGGCCUCGGCGGCGGCGCCAGCGGCGACGAGAUCGACUCGUUCGAUAUCAAAUGCGGCAGUCCCACCAACGGCGUCGUCAUCGCCACCAGCACGGGCCACCCGGAUGCGUUUGGCAUCGUGCCGGAAAUCACAAUGUUCCCCAUCACCAAGACGCUGGGGACCCAGACGGACGAGAUCCGCUCGGACAUUGUCUACUACGAGACGGACGCGGGGGGAGCCGUGUUUUCUGUAGGCAGCAUCAAUUGGUAUUGCUCGCUGGGCUGGGAUGAUUAUAAUAACAACGUGGCCAAGUUGACCGAGAAUGUCAUUAGAGAGUUCUUGGCCAGGGCAGAGAACAAGAACCAGCAGGAGGAGGCUAGGAAGGAAAGCGUGGUCGUCAGCUCGUGA